AUGGACAUCGGUCAAGCAAAUACCAAUCAGCAUUUGCAUUCCAGCAUUGGCAGUUCUACUGCGCAUAGAGAAAAACUACCAAAGGACAAUGACACGAACGGUCGCAAAAGUUGGUGGUUCCUCUCCACAGCAUUCCCGAUGAUUGCUGGCACUUUAGGUCCAGUUGCUUCAGCAUUUAGUAUCUGUUCAUUAGCUGAGCCGUGGCGACAAAGCCUUGUUACUGGGGCAGAUAUACAGAGUGCCGUGGAUAUUCCUGAUCCUUCAUGGUUAGUGGUCAUAGAGGCUAUCCAACUCUUGAUCGGUAUCAUUGCGAAUCUCUUCCUUCUUCUCCACAUGGCGAGACGGGUCCGUUUCGGUUUAGCUCUGCCUAUCACGAUAGUUGGAUGGUACACCUCUUCAAUUUGUCGCAUCGCUCUCAGCGCUACUGCCGCUCGGCCGUUCAAAGACAAAGGACUAUCUAACGAAGAUGUCAUCUGGUCUCAGGCUUUCUACUAUGGCAUGUUUGCGGCUAUACUCUAUUUUGCCGAUGCAACACUCCUUGCUUUGACCUUUUGGGGCGCUUAUACGAAUCGCUAUGAAAAGAGCCUGCCACUAACUGUAAGUCAACGCACCCUAAUGCUUCAGAGCAUCUUACUCCUGAUAUACCUGCUUCUUGGAGCCUAUGUUUUCUCUGAGAUUGAGUCCUGGGAUUACCUUGAUGCUGUAUAUUGGACAGUUGUUACGCUUUUUACUGUGGGCUUUGGGGACUACCACCCUACGACUGACCUUGGAAGAGGACUCCUGAUUCCGUUCGCACUAGCCGGGAUUAUAUCUCUUGGCUUGGUCAUCAGCUCAGUCAGGAUUCUGAUUCUUGAGAACGCGAGGAGAUGCAUCAGGACGAGGAUAGACAACAGGAAGCAAGACAAGUUUAUCAAGAAGAUGAUUCUAAAGGGUGAGGGUUACACAUUGGAUCCCAUUUAUGAAGACUCGCAAAUACCCCGUGGAAGGUCAAUCGAAGUGCAAGGACGCGAGUUUGAACGCCGUAAAACUGAAUUCCAGUUAAUGCGGAGAAUUCAGGCCAGGUCUUCCACACGCAGAAGAUGGGUUGCGAUGGCGAUUUCGACGUUCUUGUGGCUGUCUCUAUGGUUCAUAGGGGCUUGCGUCUUCCAGAAAGCUGAGGAGGCCCAACAAAGCUGGACAUACUUUGAUGCCAUUUAUUUCUGCUUCGUGGCCUGGACGACAAUUGGAUAUGGGGAUUUAUCGCCAAAGUCUAAUCUCGGAAGAUCCUUCUAUGUCUUUUGGUCUCUUCUUGCUCUGCCAACUAUGACGAUUCUCAUAUCAAAUGCCAGUGAUACUGUGGUUAGGACUAUCCGAGAUGGAACUAUUCUCGUCGGAAAAGUUACGGUUCUGCCGGAUGAUCGUGGAUUCUUGAUGAAUUUGAAGACUAUUAUUAACAAAAUCACAUUUGGCAAAGUCUUCACAUGGAACACCAAUAAACCUGAUAAUAGAGGAGCAUCUUCAAAAGCCACUGGUCAACAAUUGCCUACCCAUCAACCUCUUUUCGCGAUACUGGAUCCACAGAACACUCAACCUCGUGUGGACUUUACCUCUCGUUCGCAGAAUAACGUUGGCGACCUUCCCACACAGGUUCACCUACAACUCCUUUUGAUAUCCGAGAUUCGUGAGAUUUUGGGCCACCUUAAGGAGACCCAGCCUCAUCACUAUACUUUCGAACAAUGGGCCUGGUAUCUCAAGCUUAUCGGAGAAGAUGAGAGUGAUCCAAGAACACAUGGCAGCGUUCACCAGCAGGAGUGCGACCAUACUGUCUUGAGAAAAUGGUCGUGGAUUGGAAGUCAGAGCCCUUUGAUAAGUACUAAUGGGGAGAGUGAAUGGAUUCUGGGAAGGCUGAUGGAAAGGCUUCAGCUGUCGUUGACAGGAGAAAACAAGGGUCAGGAGAUAAGAUAA
Fusarium pseudograminearum CS3096 is the source of this 1944-nucleotide messenger RNA. RefSeq lists its product as uncharacterized. Gene Ontology annotation, biological process: potassium ion transmembrane transport; stabilization of membrane potential. Bases 1 to 1944 code for a protein of 647 amino acids. Gene Ontology annotation, cellular component: membrane. The record is from RefSeq and is a predicted model, not a curated record. Gene Ontology annotation, molecular function: potassium ion leak channel activity. Lineage: Eukaryota; Fungi; Ascomycota; Sordariomycetes; Hypocreales; Nectriaceae. The transcript has 4 exons.